Molecule: messenger RNA, 672 nt
Organism: Coffea eugenioides
Lineage: Eukaryota; Viridiplantae; Streptophyta; Magnoliopsida; Gentianales; Rubiaceae
Product: ferredoxin
Exons: 1
Coding region: 123-572 (149 amino acids)
Biological process (GO): electron transport chain
Cellular component (GO): chloroplast
Molecular function (GO): electron transfer activity; 2 iron, 2 sulfur cluster binding
Source: RefSeq, a predicted model, not a curated record
CCACAAGCCUCCCUUGCAUUUUCCGCUAGAGUGCUAGAUGAUCCUUAGCUGAUCACACGAACACACUCGCCGUUCUUACUCUGCUCAGCUAAAAAUCCCUUCACAACCCGGCAACACCAGCAAUGGCCACCCUCUCAGUCUCAGGCACCAUGGUUAGCACCUCCUUCCUCCAAAGGAAGCCAGUGACUAGCCUCAGCUCCCUCCCCGGUGUCAACCGGGCUCUUUUUGGCCUAAAGGGUGUUGCUGGAGCCGGCCGUGGUGGAAAAAUAACAUGCAUGGCUGGAUACAAGAUCAAGCUGAUUAUGCCUGGAGGAGAAGCUGAACGUGUUGUCGAUGAAGACGAAUACAUUCUUGACGCAUUUGAGGAAGCAGGAAUUGAUCUUCCGUACUCAUGCCGUGCAGGUUCUUGCUCUAGUUGUGCUGGUAAAGUUGUACAAGGAACCGUGGAUCAGGCAGAUCAAAGCUACCUUGACGACGACCAGAUGGAUGAAGGAUGGGUUCUCACUUGCGUCGCUAGACCUACGUCUGAUCUUGUCAUUGAGACGCACAAGGAGGAAGCGCUCGUCGGUUAACUUGUAGUAGCACUAGUCUUUACAAGUUGCUGUAUCUCUCUUGUUUGCCUUCAUUUGUCGGUUAAUUGUUAUUGUUCUCUCAAACGAUGAAUUCCUCCUA